AGUCAUGGAGAUUUCCUUUAUUUUCAUCGUAUCUGCUUUACUGAUGGGCACAUCGGCCUACAAUCCGUACGAUAAUAUGAUAUGUCUGGACUGCGGGGACCUGUGUCCGGUUCGCAGACGGGGAACCAGUUGCCGCACGGCUCCGAAAAACAUUGCCGCAUGGAAAAGCAGGGAAAGAGGUCUAGCACGGAUAAAUACCACGCAUCUGGUGUGCGUGCCAGACGAUCUCAGGCUCGUGGAAGUGGAUCCCGCCUUCUGUUGCAUUUGGGCCCCGGAAUUCGGCUGCCGUCUGGUGCGAUCCAUCUUGGACGAUCACAUCCAGUGUAGAAGGUGCUACAAUCCGAAAAGGAAACGACGGGGAUAUACCCUAUGCCCCUGUAAAGGAUAUCAGGGAAAGGCCUGCAAUGGACUAUUGGCUUUUGUCAUUAUCAUUCCACAGAUGGCGCGACUUUUAAGCUGAAUAAAAGGGAAAGAGUGCCCCUGCCUUUGCCCUUUUGUGGGUCUCAUUUCCAUCAAAAUAAGGAUACAGAUUGAGGGAGGUUUUUGUAAACCACAAUGUAGGGUUUCUCUAAUGUCUCCUUGCCGAUUGA
Molecule: messenger RNA, 590 nt
Organism: Drosophila persimilis
Lineage: Eukaryota; Metazoa; Arthropoda; Insecta; Diptera; Drosophilidae
Exons: 2
Coding region: 5-460 (151 amino acids)
Source: RefSeq, a predicted model, not a curated record